AUGCGCGAAGAGAAUGAAGAGCUCAAGAGGAAACGACUCUUCUGGCAAAGCCGAAAGCGAGGAAUCACAGAAAACGAUCUUCUCUUGGGAACAUUUGCCGAUCAGUACUUGGCCGACUUUACAAUGGAUCAGAUGCUGGCUUACGACCGCAUUAUUAACAGCACUGUAUACGAUCCGACCGUGACAGAAUGGGAUUUGUACUACUGGUUCGUCGAGGAACGCCCCUACCCAGAAGACUUGAUCAAGGACUCAGAGCUGACUGCUGCGUACGCUCACGAGGAGAUUCCCGGCGUGCGUGAUAUGAUGCAGAUGAUCAUCGAACACUCCAAAAACAAGAAGCGAGAUAUUAUUGUCCAACCGAAAUUCAAUAAGGCCUUUGUUUAA
This is a messenger RNA of Oikopleura dioica, 384 nucleotides long. The record is from the annotation of a GenBank genome assembly. NCBI's taxonomy places the organism in Eukaryota, Metazoa, Chordata, Appendicularia, Copelata, Oikopleuridae.